This is a messenger RNA of Exaiptasia diaphana, 1012 nucleotides long. Its product is annotated as CUB and peptidase domain-containing protein 2. The transcript is spliced from 4 exons. The coding region runs from base 16 to 972 and encodes 318 amino acids. Lineage: Eukaryota; Metazoa; Cnidaria; Anthozoa; Actiniaria; Aiptasiidae. Gene Ontology annotation, molecular function: serine-type endopeptidase activity. The record is from RefSeq and is a predicted model, not a curated record. Gene Ontology annotation, biological process: proteolysis.
UCUAGUGUGAUCAUCAUGAAGGUAUUACUUUGCUUAUUAGGAGUAUCGGCCUUGGCCUGUGUUGCUUAUGGCUGUUCUGAUAAGAAUAGAAGUUGUCCUAGUUGGGCAAGGAGAGGAUACUGUAAAGGAAAAUAUGAGAACUUCAUGAAAAGGAAUUGUCAAAAAUCCUGCAAAAUCUGCGGUGGAGGUGGCGGAGGAGGCGGCGGAGGAGGAGGAGGUGGUGGUGGAGGAGGUAGCGGUCAGUGUGGAUUCAAACCAAGWGUGAGGAUUGUCGGUGGAACCGARGCACCAAAAGGYGCAUGGCCAUGGCAAGCACAACUCAGAUCAACCUCAGGUUUUCCAUUCUGUGGUGGYACGUUAGUCCAUCCUCAAUGGGUUGUUACCGCUGCCCACUGUACCCAGAAAAGUGCUUCUAGUAUCCGUGUCAGGCUGGGUGCUCACUACCGCACAAGCAAUGUUGGAACAGAACAAGACUUCCAAGUUGAAAGAGUGAUCAACCAUAACAGCUACAAGCGACCAUACGGCAUGGCUCACGAUAUCUCACUGCUGAAACUAAGAACACCUGCUCGAAUAAACAAAGCUGUAAACCUKGCCUGCCUUCCUUCUUCCAGUGGAGCGGUACAAGAUAACAAARUGUGCUGGGUUACAGGAUUCGGACGGCUAUCAUCGGGAGGUUCAUCCCCAAGGGUCUUGAUGCAAGUCGAUGUUCCUGUCGUUAGUCAGUCCACAUGUAAAAGAGCMUAUGGCUCUUCCAUUCAUGACUCUAUGGUCUGCGCUGGACUCGCCCGAGGAGGAAAAGACUCCUGUCAGGGUGACUCUGGAGGUCCUAUGGUCUGUGAGCAAGGAGGCAAAUAUUACUUAGAGGGGGUAGUGUCGUGGGGCCAUGGCUGUGCUGCUCCUGGCAAAUACGGAGUGUACGCACGUGUGAGAUACCUCAGGCAAUGGAUUGACAGCCAAAUGCGGCGAUACUAAACACUGUACUGAUCGUUACAAUAAAAGUACUGAAAAACAA